CGGGUUAUUUUGGACAAUUUCUCCCUCGACGAGAUUUUAAAAUUCUCCUUGAACCCCAAUCCUUCUGCUGAAACCCAAACCCUUCUCCGACGCAGCAUCUUUGUUCUUCGCUGCAAUUUCUCGUUCAUUUCUAUUAAUCGAAUUAGGGUUUUGCUUCUGUCCAACUCAGUUAGGGUUUCUCUCGGGAUGGCGAGAAAACACGGUAGUGAAUCAAGUGAAGACGAUGCAAGGAAACGCAAGAGCAGCGAUUCCAGCGAAGACGAUGAGAGAGAUAGAGAUAGGGAUUCGAGAGAAGGAGGACGAAAAAGAGUUAAGAGAGACGAUAGAAUGCGUAACGAUAGGGAUAGAGAUGAGGGAAGGAAGAGUAGGCAAAGGGAGAGAAAGAGAGAAUCUGAGAGUUCGGAGGAAGAGGAGGGUCAAAUUGUGAGUAAAGAGAGGGUUAGAGAAGAGAAAGAAGAACGUGAGAGAAUGCGUCGGGGUUAUGACCGAAGGCAUGAUGAGGAUGGAAGAAGAGUGGAGAAAGAUAGGCACAGAUCGCGAGAGGUUCGUGAUAAUGGCGAUAGGUGGCGCGGAGGUGAUGAGGAUAGACGGAGAAUUAAGGAUCGUGAACGCCGUUCACGGCGCGGUUCCGUGGAGGAAGAUGAUAGGGAGUUUGAAAGGAAAUCAGAAAGGGAUAGGGAUAGGGAUAGGAGGCGUAAGGUGGAAAAGGAUCGUGACAGCGAGAGGGAUCGUCGUGCUCGACACGAUUCGGACGAGGAAGAUGAUAGGGACAGGAGGGGAAGGUUUGGAAAGGAUGGAGACAAUGGGAGGGAUAGGAGGGAUGGGAGGGAUGAAGAAGGUCGGAAGAAAGAGGAUGGAAAUGGGAGAAUUGUUGAGGAGGUGAAACCGCAACGGCGGUCGACGGUUUCGGAAGGGAAUUUGAAUGGUAAUGUGUCUAAUUUGGGAAAGAGUGGAGGUGUUUACAUUCCUCCAUUUAAGUUGGCAAGGAUGAUGAAGGAUGUUCAGGAUAAGAGUAGUGUUGAGUAUCAACGGUUAACUUGGGAUGCUUUGAGGAAGAGUAUUAAUGGGCUUGUGAACAAGGUUAAUGCUACUAAUAUAAAAAAUAUAAUUCCGGAAUUGUUUGCGGAAAACUUGAUCAGGGGAAGAGGAUUAUUCUGCCGGUCGUGCAUGAAGUCGCAGAUGGCUUCUCCUGGAUUUACGGAUGUUUUUGCUGCGUUGGUUGCUGUUGUGAAUACUAAGUUUCCUGAAGUUGGAGAUCUUUUGCUUAGAAGGAUUGUUUUGCAGCUUAAGAGGGCUUAUAAGCGCAAUGACAAGCCUCAAUUACUGGCAGCUGUCAAGUUUGUAGCACAUUUGGUGAAUCAGCAAGUGGCUCAUGAGAUCAUUGCUCUAGAGUUGCUCACUGUUUUACUCGAGAAGCCGACCGAUGACAGUGUUGAAGUAGCUGUUGGUUUUGUUACUGAAUGUGGUUCCAUAUUGCAGGAUCUCUCGCCUAAAGGCCUUCAUGGUAUCUUUGAGCGUUUUCGUGGAAUUCUUCAUGAAGGAGAAAUUGACAAACGUGUUCAGUUUCUUAUUGAAGGCUUAUUUGCAAUUCGGAAAGCCAAGUUUCAGGGCUAUCCAGCUGUUCGUCCUGAACUAGACCUUGUGGAGCAGGAAGAUCAGUUAACUCAUGAAGUCUCCUUGGAUGAGGAAAUAGAUCCAGAGAUUUCCCUUGAUAUAUUCAAGCCUGACCCCAAUUUUGGGGAGAAUGAAAAGCGUUAUGAAGAGUUGAAGAAAACAAUGCUGGGUGAGGAAUCUGAGGAUGAAGAAGGCUCUGAUGUAGAAUCAGACGACGAUGAUGAAGAUGAUGAAUCUGAUGAAGAGGAUGAAGAAACAAUGCAAAUAAAAGAUGAAACUGAGACAAAUCUUGUCAAUCUUCGGAGGACAAUUUACUUAACAAUUAUGUCUAGUGUAGAUUUUGAGGAAGCCGGUCAUAAGCUUCUGAAAAUUAAGCUAGAGCCUGGUCAAGAGAUGGAACUGUGCAUUAUGCUUUUGGAAUGUUGCAGCCAAGAGAGAACUUAUCUCCGAUAUUAUGGUCUUCUGGGGCAGCGUUUCUGCAUGAUCAACAAAGUACAUCAAGAAAAUUUUGAGAAGUGCUUUGUGCAGCAGUACUCAAUGAUUCACCGACUUGAAACAAAUAAACUGCGAAACGUUGCAAAGUUUUUUGCUCAUUUACUUGGGACAGAUGCUCUACCUUGGCAUGUUUUAUCGUAUAUACGCUUGACUGAAGAAGACACUACUUCUUCGUCGCGUAUAUUUAUCAAGAUUUUAUUCCAGGAACUAUCAGAGCACCUUGGCAUCCGGUUGCUAAACGAGAGGCUAAAUGAUCCCACGGUGCAGGAGUCUUUUGAAUCCAUUUUCCCGAAAGAUAACCCAAAGAACACACGUUUCUGCAUUAACUUCUUCACGUCCAUUGGUCUUGGUGGUCUUACUGAAAACUUGCGAGAGUAUUUGAAGAAUAUGCCUCGCCUGAUUAUGCAACAGCAGAAACAAGUUUCAGAUUCUGAAUCAGAUGAGGAAUCAGGGAGUUCUGAUUCAUCAGAUUCAGGAACAUCUAGUUCUGAGUCAGAGUCAGACUCAGCUAAUUCUGAUGGAAGUGAGAGUGACAGAAGACGAAGAAAGCGGAGGAGAAAGUGAAAUAAUUUUUAGCUAAUUCAGGAAAAGAUUUUUUUUUUUUUGGUUUUGUUUAAGUGGCAUGUGGAUAGUGUUUUUAGUAAUUAGUAACGUUUAUUAUAAUAUGUAUUGCAGAAUUUUAAUUUAAUAUUUACAUGUCAUCAACUAAUUAGAGAAUAUGAUGGUAAUGAUGUGGGGAACUUGACUUAAAUUUUGACCUUUAUUCAAUUCUAAAUUUGAUCGUUAUGUGGCUGAAAAUCGAAGGGAACAAUGCUAUCUUCAAGUUUUUCAUUCACGAUUACUCUGAUUUGCAUAUUGGGGUCGGUUGAAGAUUCUUUAUAUUUGUGCACAAUUGUCGAAGUAUUUAUGUUUAAUUGACAUAGGGCCAGUGCCUAUUAGUUUCUGGCUUGUUAGAGUUUCUGUUUGUAGUAAAAACAACACAAUAAUUUUAGGAGUGGAGUGUUUCCUUCAUUUGUUCAUUUGUUGUUAUUAGAGAGUUGAAAUGAUCUGAGUUUUAAAAGCUUUAAAUUUACGUAUUUACAAUAUAUAAAUUUAACUUUUACCG
Messenger RNA from Abrus precatorius (Indian licorice), 3214 nucleotides. RefSeq names its product pre-mRNA-splicing factor CWC22 homolog. Bases 187 to 2673 code for a protein of 828 amino acids. The transcript has 7 exons. Gene Ontology annotation, biological process: mRNA splicing, via spliceosome. Gene Ontology annotation, molecular function: RNA binding; protein binding. NCBI's taxonomy places the organism in Eukaryota, Viridiplantae, Streptophyta, Magnoliopsida, Fabales, Fabaceae. The record is from RefSeq and is a predicted model, not a curated record. Gene Ontology annotation, cellular component: catalytic step 2 spliceosome.